Messenger RNA from Paralichthys olivaceus (Japanese flounder), 3633 nucleotides. The record is from RefSeq and is a predicted model, not a curated record. NCBI's taxonomy places the organism in Eukaryota, Metazoa, Chordata, Actinopteri, Pleuronectiformes, Paralichthyidae.
GUCUCUUUGCCAUUCCAUGGGGGAAAUUGCUCUGGUGAAACAAAGAAUUAUAUUUCAGGGAAACAUAGAACUGUUAGUGGGAGUAAGACUAUGGAAAGAGGACCCUCAAAGCCCUCGAGUUCUGACACUUCAGGUAGAGUAUCUCAGAAAACAGAGCGGAUCUCUAAAGGCAGCUUAACUGAAACGUCUUCCCGGAGGAGCCCAUCAAAUUUACAGACGCGAACGUGUCCUGGUUUCGUUUCUGCUGAGCAGAAAGAACAGAGGCACAAAGUAGAGAAGAAAAGAUGCAGAACUGAGGAACCACCAAGGACUAGAAGGGAGAGCAACAGUAUGAAGACCAAGGAACCAAGCAGGACGUCCUCUGUCUUCACAGAUUCUUUACUGGAGAAGAGAAAGGAGCUGACCAAAAAGAUGUGCCAACGGCAUCAAGAGACUGAGUCAAAGGCCAAAAGGAGCCGGUGUACAGACGCUAAACCUCCAUCUGCCUCCACCACAAACCGGUCCUCCUCAGCAAAGCACACUACCUCAGAGAGAAGCUCAAAGCUGGUGAAGAGUGUCACUUCAAUCCAGAGUAGAGUCACACCAUCGUCACAUAAGACAGCUAGGUCAUCAUCUGCUCUGCAUCAAAAAGAUUCUCUCACACCAUCUCUGCCUCCCAAUUUUAAGAUACCAAAGAAGGUUCAACCAAGACCAGUGGAUUGUAAAGACAACAACAGUGAUGCCAUUCCUGCUAAAAGAAAUCUCAAACAUGGGACUGAGCUUUCAGACUCUGGGGCCAAAGUAACAAACUCCAAGCAGGAAACAGUUCAACAACUUCAGAGCUUUUUCAAUGUAACUCAGAGUCUUUCAUCUGAAGGACAAGAUAAGAGGUCUUCCUUGUCUGACCCAAUCCAAACUGUAUGCGAUGCCACCCAAGAGCCAUGGUACGACCAGAUGCAGGUGGUUGAUGAGCUUCAUCUUGCCCGUAAUGAGAAGAAAUUGGAGGUGAAUGUAAUGCAGAGCUAUGGAGAACUGACCUGUAUGGACAUAGAUCCUCAAGAAGAGCAAGCUACAGAUCAAUACUGUAAACAAUCCCCCCCACAAAACCUUAUCCUGGUUCUGGACACCAACAUUCUCCUCAGUCACCUGGAUUAUGUGAAAAAGAUCCAAUCUCUUGGCCUUGGAGCCCUGGGCUUCCCUGUUGUCCUGAUCCCCUGGGUGGUGCUUCAGGAGUUGGAUUCCUUAAAAAGAGGGAAAGGCCUGUCAGGUUCUGUGGCACACCUGGCUACUCCUGCCAUAUCGUACAUUUACAACACUCUGAAGGGCCGGGAAUCGAACCUCUGGGGCCAAUCGAUGCAGCAGGCCGCUGAGAGCAGCAAUGGCCUGAAUGCUGAGAAUAAUGAUGACAGAGUUCUGCAGUGCUGCCUGCAAUACCAGAGUCUGUACCCAGGGCGUGCUCUCAUCCUAUGCUCUAAUGAUAAGAACCUGUGCAGUAAAGCCCUCCUGAGCGGGGUGAAGGCCCUCAGCAAGAAUGAUUUGGAGGCAGAGGUUGGGAGAUCGAGACAAAGCCCUCAUCCUCUCCUAAACAUUCAGGCUCCCAUGGUGCCUCAAACAAGACCUGAGAUCUCAUCACCACCCCUGAGCAGGAGUCACACGCCAGCCCAGCCUCAUACUCAAGAGAGAACAGGCCUUUCUGUGGCACCCGUAAUGAAAUAUAAACAGCAGCUCAGUGGAGGAGAAGAAGCGAAGGCAAAAUGGGACCUUAGUGGAUGUCUUUCUGAGCUAGAAGAUAGCCUGCGGGAAGUGCUGUCACAUGUGUUGGAGGUGGAGAUGAAGGCGGCUUAUGAAGACCUCUGGUUAGAGCAACGAGGACAUUCAUUUAAGUGUAAAACCGUGGACUGUGAUGCUACUUUAAAGGCCCUUCAAGGAGCCAAGGAGCUUGUGAAAGCAUUUGGGAAAAGUUCGAGCCUUGUAGCCGGUUCCAUUUCCAUAAUGGACAACAUUUUCAAUAAGCUACAACCUCAGCUUCAUCUGUGUGUGUCGGGGGAACCUCCUGCCUGCGAUGUUGUCAUGAAUGAUGACGACGAUGAAGAUGUCAUGUUUGCUCAGGUCACUCAUCAGGAAGUAUGGGCCCUGUUUGAGAACAUCUGGUGCAACGUGUAUCAAGUAAGCUUGGAAGUGUUCAAAGCGCUGGGCUUUGACCCUCACACCAUGCAGAGUGUUCAGCCAGCGGGGGUUCCUCCGCCACCACAGGACGCUUUGGCUUGUUUGCAGAAACUGUCCACCAUGGUCUCACAGCUGCUUCAAGCCUUCAGCAGUGUGUUGUCCUCCGUCCCUAGUUUGGAGAAAGUCCAGACACUGCUCAGCAUCAUCCACUCUCACAAGGUUGUUAAUGUGGACUCCAGACUGACAGCCGAAGACCUGCUUAAUUGUUUCUCACAACAGGAGUACAGGAGCAACCACUGUGUUCUCAGGGAGAAGCUGAGAGUCGGAGGGACGCAGCUCCAGGGUCUGCACGAGGCCCUGGAUCGUUGUGUCGGGGCCACAGGUCACAACAUCACCUUCAGGACGUCGCCCUGAACGGACACAUAUCAGGUCGUCAGCCUUGAAUUAACUCAUAGAAGGAAAAGCUGUGAGGGACGUUUGCCGUUAUGGUGCCUCCUGCUGCUGUUUUAUUUUUAUGGGUUCUCAUUCAUUUUAUUCCAGAGACCACGCUGUUGUGUUCCCCUGAACGAAUGACUGUAGAUGUUCUGGAUAAAUCUGAAGGAGAAAUCGGUUAUUAAAUGGAGCUUGUAUGUUUUGCAUCCGGCUGUUUUCAAUGUUUUCUAAACUUCAUUUAGAUAUUUUACACUUGGAUCCUGCAAAAUGAUCAAAACGACUCAGCAGUGGUUUCUCAUCUUGUUUAUAUUUCAGGUGUUUAGUUCAGUUUGUUAUUUAUACUCAAAGUUUUAUUUUGAUGAAAAGGUUAAAUCACAGCGUUGGUUUUUAUUAUUAUCAUCAUCAUCAUCUAAAUGUUUAAAUUAGCUUUUGACAUUUUUGUGGGAAUUUGGAUUUUUAAUUAGUGACAUUUUUGAACCACGUGAAUGUGUGAUGAUAGAGGACACUUCAGACGAAUGGCUCAAAGUAGAACAAAUACAGUCAGGGCCCAACAGACGCCUUCAACUCUGCACCAGAUCCCUCAUACGGGGGGGGGUGUAAUAAGCAUUCAAUCCUUGUACUUCCGUCUCCCAAUGACAGUUUAAAUAGAUGAUUCAGACAGCCAGGGUUUCAUAAGUCACAUGACAUACCUGUUACACUCAGUUUACAAAUGACACGUCUACCCUCCCUCCCACAUGUAGCGGAGUGGGGCCGUGCACGUGUGAAUUACACCAACAUUUAGCUCUCACCACUUAGUAACAAACAUUAGCUGGUAAUGUUGGUGAUUAAUUUGCAUAUUGGUUGAUCUGUGAAUUUUGAGGCUGGGACAGUUUUGAAUUAGAAUUUUCAUGCUUAGAUAUAAGUUGAAUGUCUCUUCACUGUUUUUCAACUCAGACUUGAUUAAAUAGAUGUUUUCAGUUUUUUGUCAAUGUUUCCAAGAAUAAGUGUAAAUUAUUUGAGAACAAAAUAUAUUUUAAGUAAAAGAGUUUUAUGUUAAAAACAAGAAAUUAAAAAAUU